Molecule: messenger RNA, 660 nt
Organism: Lactuca virosa
Lineage: Eukaryota; Viridiplantae; Streptophyta; Magnoliopsida; Asterales; Asteraceae
Source: the annotation of a GenBank genome assembly
AUGAUGGCCCAAUAUCUUUUAUUCCUUUAUGAGUUAAUUAUCCGUGUUCAUCCAAAACUCCAAAUCCCAGCUCCCUCGUUCUAUUUUAUCAUAAAAAAACCCUUGUCUCUUCGUUCAUCACCGAUCAAGAUCAACUCCAACCGGUUGUCCCCGCCUCCUCGCCGGUCAGCUGGUCGUCAGCUCGUCGCGGCCUCGCCGGUCGUGGUCGUCGCCCGUCGGCUCAUCACAGCGUCGCAGUCAUCCUCGUCAGUCGUCACACCUGUUGCAAUUUGGACUUCAAAGUUUGAAGUUCAAACUUGGCUUGACUUUGUUGAAUCAGUUGGGGAGUUAGAAAAGUAUUUUCAAGAAAGUGUUGAAGACGACUCAGAAAUGUUUAGUAUUCUAGAUUGGUGGAAAGUGAAUAGUCCAAGAUUCCCAAUUUUAUCAUUAAUGGCAAGAGAUGUGUUUUCCAUUCCCGUCUCAACCGUGGCUUUAAAAUCCGUUUUUAGCACUAGUGGGAGGGUGUUGGAUCCGUUUAGGAGUUCUUUGACUCCUAAGAUUGUUGAAAGUUUAAUUUGUACACAAGAUUAUAUUCGGGGUAGCAUAAGUGACACAAUCGAUUAUGAAAAUGAUUGGGAAGAAAAUCAACAAAUUGACAAAGAAUUGAGCAAGAUGAAGUAG